Messenger RNA from Antechinus flavipes (yellow-footed antechinus), 1494 nucleotides. It is a transcript of the gene C5H12orf71, whose product is annotated as chromosome 5 C12orf71 homolog. The transcript has 3 exons. The record is from RefSeq and is a predicted model, not a curated record. Bases 388 to 1230 code for a protein of 280 amino acids. Lineage: Eukaryota; Metazoa; Chordata; Mammalia; Dasyuromorphia; Dasyuridae.
ACCCUGUGACAGUUAGACUUUGAGCAAGAGAUUCGCAGGAUCCAAAAUGAUUUAUGUCCCCUCACAGUUCCCAUUAGAGCUUGACAUAUCAAAGACAUAUAAACUAUAAAAGAAUCUAAGCUUUAAAACUAUAGCAAGAGGAAUAAUCAAGAAGUGUGGAGGAAUGUUUUAGGAAAGAGGGCUGUUACACACUACAAUGGGUUUCUUAAGCAGAGUAGUGGUCGUCUCCUUUGCUUCAUGGAUGAAGAAUACAAACUUCUAUGAGUAUGGUAUGGCAGUCAUGGGAAGCAUGGGAAUGGAUGAUUACUCAAAGAGUAGAAGCAAAGUAUUAGCAACUUUCUGCUGUUUUCUCAGAUGAGUUAGGUCUGAAUGAUCAAACCCUAGGCUAUGAGGUCUGACCCCUUUGACACUAUGGCAUCCUCAUCCUCCCAGAAUGAUAGCACUGACACAGAGAUUAGCAGCUCUGAGUCUAAUUUCAGCCUCUCUGUGGGCUAUUUUCCCUCCCAGGAAACAAACUUUUAUGAGGAAACAAGCCCAGAGAGUGAUACCAUGCAUUUUCUCCCACCCAUCCAAGGAGCAUGGCUGACUAAAAGCACAGGGAGACUGAAAGGAAGACAUAGCCAAGCUCAGAUAAGCCCAGAACAAUUUUCCAAACUUAGCAUUACUUUAGCGUGGGAUAUUGAUUUGGGUCCUGACCAAUCAGACACAGUAACUGACUGGGACUUAAAGAAAGAAAAUGACUGGGCAGACAUGAAGCAAGAACAAAAUAUACACGGGACUAUGAGGAAGUUAGAGUGUUUUGCUCAAAAGUUGAAAACAAAUAUUCAGAAAGAAGAUAAUCUUAUCCCUGAAUCACUUCUAAAAGAAGAUUCCCAUACCAUCACAGUUCCCCCUCUGGAAACCACUAAAACCACAACUAAGUCCAUCCAAGAAGAGAAUAUGUCUCAAGAUUCUCCAAUUGUUCAACUUCUAAAAAACAGACAUCUGGUCCAAGAAGUCAUGUCACAGGAGCUCAGAGCAACAAAAGAGAUGGAAACACCAAGCUACAAGGACAAGAGAACAUGUUCUGGAGAAUCUUCUUCACUCUCCACAGGAAAGAGGGAAUACCAGCCUCCUCCUUCCUCAGGUGCCUUGAUGUUAUUCCUAUGGAACACUGAUGUCUUCAAAUUCACUGUCUUGUAUCUGCUGCCAUUCAUUCUAUUCACAUGGUUGUCUGGGAAAAGCAGCUGAGGUAUCAUUAGCAGUCUUCUGGAGUCUGUGGGCUGUCUAAGCUUGAAAAAUGAAAUUUGUCUUACAUUUGAUGUCAAGUACAGUAAUUCACUUAUGAAAUCUGCCUAGGUUUGUGAAUUAAUAAUUGUCCUAGUCUGACAGCUCUACAGUUUGAGAGUAUACUCAUUACGUAAUACUUGUUUUAUUUGAUACUCAGCUAAAGUCUUUCUUAUGAUAUUCUCUAAAAAUAAGAUCAAUAAAGACAACUUCCAUAGCCCUUAAAAA